Paramormyrops kingsleyae is the source of this 4109-nucleotide messenger RNA. RefSeq names its product sosondowah ankyrin repeat domain family member Ab (gene sowahab). The record is from RefSeq and is a predicted model, not a curated record. Gene Ontology annotation, molecular function: protein binding. Lineage: Eukaryota; Metazoa; Chordata; Actinopteri; Osteoglossiformes; Mormyridae.
AGAUUUUACGGGGCGAAGAAGCGGCUGUCUUCGUCGGGAUAACGCCUGGAAAUGCUCAGCGCAUCCAAUAUGGCUCCUUCCUGGAAACUCCCACUUGGCUCUGGAAUUCCAUCCCGCGAGCCGCCAGGAGCCGCGUGCGGGCCACGGAGAUACCUGACAAUCAACUUAAGGUACCAGGGAUAUUCCUGCGGUGAGAAUGCACUUAAAUGAUGUUACGGGUAGAGGUAAUGCAGUAAAUCAAUAGCCAUUUUCCACUGUGGAUAUAACAAAUUACACGUGCCUCUGAUAAGUGUUCGGUCAAAUGCAUGUUUUAAGUUUAUGGAUUUUCUUGUUAUAAAGUGCGGUGUUGGGUCAUCUCCCAAUUUGCAUGUACGUCUGUUUAUGAAAUGUUGACAUUUCAGAUUCCGAAACGUAAACUCGCAAAAUCAUACAACGGACAUAAUAUAUAAUAAUAUACUUCUACAAUUAAGGUUAUGUUGUCAUCACAAUUUCCACAAAUAAUUUUAUUAUUAUUAUUGUUAUUGUUGUUGUUGUUAUGCCAAUUUAAAUACUUGCAAUUGCUUGAAAGUCACUAUAGUAAUCAAUUAGUAUAUAUUUGUCUAAAUAUAUACAAUUAUAAUGUAUUGACAUGCAUAGAGUAGUAAUCUACACUGAACAUCCGGUCUUGUUUUAUUGCAUGUGUACUCCCAUUUCUAAUAAAAACAAUGACGUGACAUAUCACCGCCUCGGGAGGUUGCCGAUCAGAAACCCGAACCUCGCCGCGGCUUCUAACCUGCCAGCGAAGGGCGCCUCCCUCCCCACGCUUCCAUGCGCAGAAGUUAUUAUAGGCGCUGCCAGGCGAAACCUCCGCGCAGAAGCGGCAGGUACCGGGAGGACGGAGCGCCGGGGACCGUAAAGUACGUUAGCGCUUCAUGGGGAAGCUUUCAACUACCUGAUCGUUAAGAUUUCUUCGCGGAGGUCUCAAAAAGAUGGCCUUGACUCAAGACGUUAUUACCAAUUUCUUGUUGGAGCGGGGCGGAAACGUGAAGAACUCCGAGUUACUAAUAACAUUUAAAGACCUGCUGAACUGCAGCGAUCCCGAGGAGAAGAAACGGAACCGGGAGCUUUUCAAGAAAUACGUCAACACCGUCGCUGUUGUAAGGGAAAUUGAUGAUGUGAAAUAUGUCGUACUUAAGAAAAAGAACUUUUCUGGCGGAAAACUGGCAGUAACGACGCAGCGGCCUGAUGUGGGAGAUACGUUUGAAAAGCAAACCGGUGUUCGCUCAGCUGGCUCUGAGGUGGAACACAGAGGUCAUGAUCGGAAAGACGGUAAGAUAUUACAUUCACAACUUGAGCACAACACGCUAACCCUUCCGAGUGGCAGGAAUGAGAACCUCAUGAAUGUUAGCUAUACCUCCACCCCGCGGCUCGUAGAUCCUCCGCAAACACGCAGAACAGGGGAGGUUACCUAUGCAAGCAAGUCAGGUUUACCUGUGGUGAGGUCACAGAAACAUGAUGAAUCCCCGAAAGUGGAAGAUCACAAUCUUCUAGGUGAAGUUAGAACCAGAAAGACUGGAUCUGCUUACACUGUGGUAGACGUGAAGCCCCAGACAGACACACUGAGUGCUGAACUACGUGUCAAGGUGGAUGGACCAAGCGCCACGACACCUUGGACUGAAGCACAGAAACCGGGCCCCAAACCCUGUGCAUUACCCCUUCGCAUGCCCCCUCCUGAUAUUAAAGUAGAAUCAGUCGAUUCGGAUGCAGCGAAAAGUAACUCGGCGACAAGUGUCCCGGAACUUUCCAUGGAGAGAUCGCCCAGAUUCAAAAGGAGACAGCAGGGGGGUGGAAGUCUACCUGGGUCACCGCAGGUCAGGAGAACCUGCAAGAGCCCGAAACCGGGUGAUGAGGUCCACUUCCCAGAGAGCAUCCCCCUGGAAGCUGCGGAGCACGAGUGGAUGGUGAGGUGUGCCGCAGGGCACUGGAGUCACGUCCACGGGCUCCUCCUGCAGGAUACACAUCUGGCCAGAAAGAGAGACUUCAUAUCCGGCCUCACAGCCCUGCACUGGGCCGCCAAGAGCGACAAUCAUGAGAUGCUGUCCAAGAUCAUUGAGAUAGCCAAGCGGGGCGGCAUGGAGGUCGACGUCAACGCAAAGACGCACGGCGGGUACACUCCCCUGCACGUGGCGGCCAUCCACGACCGUAGGGCCACCAUGGCCAUGCUGGUGCAGGAAUUUGGCGCCAACGUGCACCUCAGGGACAACAGCGGCAAGAAGCCUUAUCACCACCUGCCCCAGGGGGCGCCGUCUGAGCUGAGGGCGCUGCUCGGGGCACCGCAGGUGCUCUCCAAAGAGGUCUCUCACGAAAAGCUGGACAACUAUGCCUUUCCAGAUCAUCAGAAGGGCUUUAACACGCUGAGUCGCAUUUUCCAGCCUCACGUGGCACAUAAGAAAAAGUACAAGACUCGCCCGAGUUUCUACGCCAUGAGCGGAGUAGCAGAGGAGGAGAACGGAGCCAGGCAGAGACCCUCCUCCGACAUGUUCCACUGAAAACGCAAAAGGCCGCCAGCUGAUUCCUUUUCUGCUGCUUUCUAACGAGAUAUUAUUUUAACCACAGUUAAGGAGGGAAAUUGUGCUGUACAGUUAUUUUAUCGUCUGCCUUGAAGUCUGGAUUGUACUGGAUUUUUUAAUACUGAGGUCAUAGUAGCUACAUUUAUAAAAUGUUAUUAAAGCCUAAAUUUCCUACAUUUUUAUAGCUGGCGAGUUCCAGCAUCCUGUCCUUGUGUUGUGAUAUCUUUGAUAUUUAUGAAAAGUCUUUUACUGUAAAUAUAUAAUAUAAUACAUAAUAAUGAGACCGGCUGAAUUUAAAGAUGUUUUUACAAAAUUUGCAUUUUCUUCCUGGUUUGCUGGGGCAUCAGAGGGGCAUGGAUGCCCUGGCAGAUUUAGGGGGCCCAGCAUUUGCCCAGGGCCCCUGAAUAUGUAAAAUUAUAUGUAAAAUCUGGCAGGGGCCCAUGGUGACAUUUAGUCAGGGGCCCCAAGCCCCUAGGUAUGCCCCCGCUGGUUUAUACCAAAUCGAACUCCUUUGCAGAAACCGAGGUUUGUGUUUGAUGUGACAUUCUGUACACUGUAACUAAGGACAGACAUCCCCCUCCCUGACAUUUCACCCAGGGCCCCUGUGUUCCCUUUCAGGCUGUUCUCACUGCUGAGCUCGGCAUGUAACACGGAGCACACAUAAUCUUCUGCCCCUCCUCUGUGGUUGAGUGCCCCCCCCCCCACCCCACCGAAAUGCAGUGCCCACACUUGUUCAGCCAAGCCUCCUUGUUGAAUGUGUAUUUCUUGGGGUGGGUGGAGUGAGCUGUGCAGUGGAUGAAUCCUUCAUUGUAUUUUAUCCCCCCCCCCCCUGCCAUAUGUUGAUAUAGGGGAAGGCCACGUAUUUGCCAAGCAGAUACGACCACAUUCCUUUACAUGUUCCCAGGAUGCGGGUGCUGUGAUUACAGGUGAGGACUGGAGAAAAACCAGCACCAUCUUAGCCGCUGCCUAACACUUACCAUGAGCAUGAUCCCCACCAGCGGGGCAUCCUGCACACGCGCCAUCUGGUCUGUUUGUGUCAGACCAAAGGCUCAUCCUGCAUAGCUGCUAUUCGGCAAGAGCAGGUUCUGAACACAAUCCCACCCUCUAGUGACACACAAGCACCUCCACCUGGGAGCGUGUUGGGGCUUGUUCCAUCAGACAGAUGGUCUCUGUGAGUCAGAAUCUGGGGCCGGGGGGGGAUGGGGCUGAGUCUUCAGCAGCCUUUGGAGUUUAUGACGUCAACGAUCAUGUGAAACCAGCCUAGGUUUCAUAACUGAAGCUGUCACACCAAUGCAUGCGUGUUUGUGUCUGGUCUGAUGAGGCACACCCAGCGGUACGAGGCCUUACCAGGAAAUACCACACAUAACAUGCAAGGACUCCCCGGCAGCCUGGGUGGGACGGGACAGCUGGUCCUAUCAAAAUGCAGCCAGUGGUUGUGCAGAGGAAACUGUUCAGCUUCAAAGCAAACAGGAAGAUUGCAGUGCAUGUAAAUUAUUUAUGUUUACACAUUUGGUUGGAAAUUACUGUGUUUUUUUUCAUUAAAUUUUCUCUUUUACUUAA